Drosophila kikkawai is the source of this 568-nucleotide messenger RNA. RefSeq names its product tRNA selenocysteine 1-associated protein 1-like. The record is from RefSeq and is a predicted model, not a curated record. Lineage: Eukaryota; Metazoa; Arthropoda; Insecta; Diptera; Drosophilidae.
UCAAAUUAAACGAACGUUUUGCGUCACAAUGAAGCACUUGACUGUGUUGAGCAUCCUUCUGGUACUGGGAGGAGUCCUGGCGGACAGUGAUAGCAGUAGCGACAGUAGCAGCGGAGAACAUAAAAGCAAGAACACUGUCACGGAGCACAAGUACAAUUAUCCAGCCUAUCCCACUGCCUAUGGUUAUAACUAUAUGCAGCCAUAUUACCCCUACAAUCAGCUGAUGCCGCAGCAGUAUCCAAACCAGGCACCGUAUGGGUAUCCCCCGUAUCUUUACAAUCCUUACAUGCAGGCGCCACCCUAUCCCUAUCCACCACCACCGAAUCCCAACUGGAACCCCAACUCACCUCCUAAUCAGCAGCCGCCACAACAACCUACGUCCGGUCCUGGUCUUCCCACCCCCUACCCUCAGCAAGGAGGCUCCAGCGUGAUUAAUCACUCCCUUAAAGUCAACAAGGAAUACAACGAAGAUGGACACCACUCAUCGCCGUAGAUAACGAAUUACCACUGAUUUUUUAUACAAUUUAAAAACUGAAAUACAAGUUGUUUUAUUUACUUUUUGAAAGUA